Messenger RNA from Echinops telfairi (small Madagascar hedgehog), 807 nucleotides. It is a transcript of the gene ARL5C, whose product is annotated as ADP ribosylation factor like GTPase 5C. Gene Ontology annotation, molecular function: GTPase activity; GTP binding. The transcript has 6 exons. Gene Ontology annotation, cellular component: cytoplasm; trans-Golgi network. Lineage: Eukaryota; Metazoa; Chordata; Mammalia; Afrosoricida; Tenrecidae. Bases 89 to 628 code for a protein of 179 amino acids. The record is from RefSeq and is a predicted model, not a curated record. Gene Ontology annotation, biological process: intracellular protein transport; vesicle-mediated transport; protein localization to Golgi membrane.
GUGGUAGGAGGCGGAGUUCCGUGCUCCUGGCUCUGACCUGUGCCCUCUGAGUCCCCCAGCUCUGCCCCGCGCUGGUUCCGCAGGCGCCAUGGGACAGCUGAUUGCCAAGUUGAUGAGCAUCUUCGGGAGCCAGGAGCACAAGGUCAUCCUCGUGGGCCUGGACAACGCCGGGAAGACCACCAUCCUCUACCAGUUCCUGACGAAUGAGGCCGUCCACACGUGUCCCACCAUCGGGAGCAAUGUAGAAGAGGUCGUUCUGCGAAAGACCCACUUUCUCGUGUGGGACAUAGGGGGACAGGAGGCUCUGCGCUCCACCUGGAGCACAUACUACUCAAACACGGAGUUCAUCAUCCUUGUGGUUGACAGCACAGACCGGACCCGGCUGCUGACCGCCAGGAAGGAGUUGUAUCAUAUGCUGGCCCACGAGGCUCUGCAAGAUGCCUCCGUCCUGAUCUUUGCCAAUAAGCAAGAUGUGAAGGAUUCCAUGAGCACCACCGAGAUCUCGCAAGUCCUUACCCUCGACUCCAUCAGAGACCACCCUUGGCACAUACAGGGCUGCUGCGCCCUCACUGGGGAAGGGUUGCCCGCUGGGCUCCAAUGGAUGCAGUCUCAGGCCACUGCCAACUGAUGCCCCAGACCACGUCCAGCGAGAGAUGGAGCGGGGUUUGCACGCACAAUGGGGGUGGAAAACCCAAGGGACUAUUUCUUAUUUUCUUAUGAUUCUCUGGGGUGACCAGUGAGAUGGCCAUUCUCCUCCAACCCCUACCGAGGAGCGGGUGGCCUGCCCUGAAAUGCUGCAUCCGGACA